Messenger RNA from Gigantopelta aegis, 6979 nucleotides. Its product is annotated as E3 ubiquitin-protein ligase SMURF2-like. The transcript has 18 exons. The record is from RefSeq and is a predicted model, not a curated record. Gene Ontology annotation, molecular function: ubiquitin protein ligase activity; protein binding. Gene Ontology annotation, biological process: negative regulation of BMP signaling pathway; ubiquitin-dependent protein catabolic process. Lineage: Eukaryota; Metazoa; Mollusca; Gastropoda; Neomphalida; Peltospiridae. The coding region runs from base 84 to 2372 and encodes 762 amino acids.
CACAGGUUUAUGGAAGUCAAUAGAAGUGGAGUUCAAUGUUUACUAUACAAAGAGGAUGUUAAAAUAUAACUUUUUAGCAAAUAAUGGCUAGUGAGGGGCCACGAAGAAAUGGUCCCAUGAAAAUACGAUUAACAGUAUUGUGUGCAAAAAAUCUGGGCAAGAAGGAUUUCUUCAGACUUCCAGAUCCUUUUGCGAAGAUUAGUGUUGAUGGUUCAGGACAAUGUCAUUCCACAGACACUUGCAAGAACACUCUUGAUCCAAAAUGGAACCAGCACUACGACUUAUACAUCGGACACAAGGACUCUGUGACGAUCAGUGUGUGGAACCACAAAAAGAUCCACAAAAAGCAGGGUGCUGGAUUUCUAGGAUGUGUCCGUAUUAUGUCCAAUGCUGUACAUCAGCUCAAAGAUACGGGAUUUCAGCGUCUUGACCUUCAGCGGCAGAGUUCUGAUGACACGGAGACAGUACGGGGUCAAAUUGUCAUCAGUCUCAUAUCCCGUGACCGGGGAGGAUCGGGCCCACAGAAUACAGAGGCGACUGUGAUACCGUCUUCUAUACCCUAUGAUCCUAAUGAACUUCCUGAAGGGUGGGAGGAACGGCAUUCUGCUAAUGGAAGAAUUCAUUACGUCAAUCACUUAACACGGACAACACAGUGGGAGAGACCAACAAGGCCUGCCACCGAAGUUAGACGUCCAGUGAGCGUAGUGAAUCCGGAAACUGACGCCGCUGUUCCAAACGGUGUGCGCACUCCCACCAGUGCUAACAGUCCGAACUCGUCGUCCAGUACAACCACCUCACCUGAUGACAGCAAUAACAACUCCAGCACAAACAUCCUGUUUGUGCGACGCCGGUCGACGCGACAUCGCAACUACCUGAGCCGCGACCAGUUACACAACGCUGUCUCACUACCCGAUGGCUAUGAACAAAGAACAACACAGCAGGGCCAAGUUUACUUCUUGCACACGAGGACCGGGGUCAGUACGUGGCAUGAUCCUCGAGUACCAAGGGAUAUUUGCAACUUGAAUCUUGGGGAUGAAGACCUCGGCCCGAUGCUGCAGGGAUGGGAACUGAGGCGGACCGGGAAUGGCCGAGUGUAUUUUGUGGACCACAGGAAUCGCACAACCCAGUUUACAGACCCCAGGCUGUCGGCUAACAUCCGAGUGAUACAAGAAAAAAUAAAAGCACAAGACAAAGAAAAUGAUAUUCCUUUGCCAAAAUAUAAGCGGGAUUUAGUACAAAAAAUGAAACUUUUAAAGCAGGAAUUUGGAGCUUUACAACCACAGGCUGGUCACUGUAGGUUGGAAGUGUCAAGGGAACAGAUCUUCGAAGAUUCAUACCGUCAAUGUAUGAAAAUGAGAUCUAAAGAUCUGCGUAAAAGGCUCAUGAUCAAGUUCCGUGGAGAAGAAGGUCUAGAUUAUGGUGGAGUGGCUAGGGAAUGGUUUUACCUGUUGUCUCAUGAAAUGUUUAAUCCCUACUACGGGCUAUUCCAAUACUCCCGAGAUGAUAUCUACACCUUACAAAUCAAUCCGGAUUCUAGUGUUAAUCCAGAACAUUUAUCGUACUUCCAUUUCAUCGGCCGUGUCAUCAGCAUGGCAAUCUUCCAUGGCCACUACCUGGAUGGUGGCUUUACCAUGGCCUUCUACAAGCAGCUUCUUAGCAAGCCGGUCACGCUGGAUGACCUGGAGAGUGUCGAUCCAGAGCUUCACAGGAGUCUGGUGUGGAUGCUAGAAAAUGAUAUUGAAGAGGUUUUGGAGCAUUCAUUUUCUGUGGAACACAGCUCCUUCGGCCAAGUUCAAGAGAUAGAGCUGAAACCAGGAGGCAAAGAUAUGUGUGUCACGGAGGAAAAUAAAAAGGAAUAUGUAACACUCUACGUGCAGUGGCGGUUUAUGCGUGGAAUUGAAGCUCAGUUUCUUGCACUGCAAAAGGGAUUCAAUGAAAUCAUUCCACCACAUCUACUUAAAUCAUUUGAUGAAAGAGAGCUCGAACUGAUGAUAGGUGGUUUGGGAAAGAUCGAUAUAGAGGACUGGAAAAAGCACACACGGCUCAAACACUGUACCCCGGAGAGCAACAUCACCAAGUGGUUCUGGAGAGCUGUCGGCAACUACGAUGAUGAAAUGAGAGCGAGGCUGUUGCAGUUUGUUACAGGAAGCUCGCGCGUUCCACUCCAGGGAUUCAAAGCCCUUCAAGGUUCUACUGGUGCUGCUGGUCCAAGGCUGUUCACUAUUCAUCAAGUUGAUAUCUGUACGGACAAUCUUCCCAAGGCUCACACCUGCUUCAACAGGAUCGACAUCCCUCCAUACGAACAUUUUGAAAAGUUUCUCAGUAAAUUAACGUGUGCUGUGGAAGAGACUUGUGGAUUUGCUGUUGAAUGAGCAGCGCCAUCAAACGCGUGUUGUCGCCUGUAUGUUCUAGCUUGACUCCAAAUAAUGGCUGAUGUUCCAAUGGAGCCGCAUAUUCAUGGGGUGAAGAUUAAUACAGCUUUCAUGUGUGUCUGUGCUCAAAAUGGCAUAACUGAGAUGGACGUUUCUCUACAACAAAUCUCUCAUGUUCACCGUUACGAUUCACAAGACUUGAGAUUGCUCUUGGCUACUUUGUUCAGGAGUAACAACCAUUCGUAAUGCAAGAUGUGGACGAAGUCGAAUUCACGGAACUGCAUAUUUUUAAUACGAUGAUCAUAUUAUUGUCUUGAUAAAGAAAUUCUAUUCUUUAAUCCGAAUGGAUUUGAUUUCUUCUCAUUGACAAGUUGUUAAUAAAUUAUGAAUAUUUAAUUAGCAUAAGACAGAGUUCUUUAAUUGACCUGGUAGUUAACAUGGCAUUAAAACAAAAGCAUUUAAUUUUUUUUUUUUAAUUGAUUUUGAUUCAAAUGUACUGUGUACAAGUUAUGAUUUUGUACAACAUUGUAGCAAAUGGAUGUCCAAAUGUGGUUUUUAAUGUAUGUUUAGAGGCUGAAGUAAAACAAGUACACUGUGGAUGAAUCUUAUAAACAACAUUAUUAAAAAAAAGGCUUUGUCUUGUGCAGAUGCAAACUUUAAUGUGCUAGUGGUUUAAUGGUUCAGGUUGUAAGCAAUUGGGUGUUAUUGGGAAACAGUUAUUGUGCUUACAGAUAAAAGUAAAACAACGUGUGUAUUUAAAUGUGGUGUUCCAAAUCUGCUGGAAUUUCAUCAUCGAUCAUCGGUUAUAAUCGGUUUACACUAACCGAUCAAAUUUUGAUUACACAGUCAGAAUUGUAUGAACAUAAGAAUACCUUUCUUCAUAAUGUUCACAUGAAAACAAACACCAACAUAAUUACAUCAGUUCCAUCUUCUAAAAUGGAGGAACAGUUAGUUAACAUUUUCUGGGACAGUCGAUUGUGGCGUCAUUGGAACAUCACUACUUAAAUGUUCAGGCAUUUAACUGUGUUGCCUGGACUAUGUUAUAAAAUAAAAUAAUAAUUUAAAAUUAUAGGGAGGAAAGCUGCUGCCACUACACUGAAUACUACAGCUAGCAACUAAAUUAUCUUUAAUGUGUGUUUUCCAAAUACAAGAUAGCACAUGCCAUUGCCUUUUAUAGUAACAAAAUUAACUAGGAGCUAUUCUAUAAAUAAAUGUAUUUGGCUUCUAGUCCUAUCUCCCCAAUGAUUGGAUUAAAAAUAUCAUUCCACUCUUUGUCUAUCCCAUUCAUAAUUCUUGCUAGACAUUUAUUUGUAGAGUAAUCCUUGUAGAUAGUAUACAAGUGGUGACAAAACAGUGUUGCUAAGUUUUGUACAUUUUGCAGUUGGCGUUCGUGUUGUACAAAAUCAUAACUUUUACCUGUGUAAUACAGACUGUUUUCAAAAUGUGUAUGUAUGACCAGCAUACAUUUGGUACUAUACCACACAGUCAUGAUCAACAACACUUUUUUUCUUUCAUUUGUAAAUGGUUUCAAUAAUAUUUGAUAUAGAAAUCAACUAUUUUUAAUCUCAUUUGUAUUGUAUUUUAUCCCUUUGACAACCAUAAUUGUCAUCAAAUGAUCUGAAAGUGAUGGUACACAAUAAAAGAAAUUGCUUCAACAUGUGGGUCUCACAGAAAAUGUGUAACAUUGAUAAGAUUUCCAAUUUUGUAAGACCUACAUUCAGUACAUCUCUGUGUCCUUUCAAAAACAUUAAUUUUGUAUGGUUUUUUACAUUCCUUAUGUAGAAACAAAAUCAGCAGUUUUGUCCUUUUUGUUUUCAUCAUCAGUCUUCAUAAUUAAGUAUCAUUAUCUCACAAUGAUGUGAGAAGAAGUUAAAAAAAAGAGAAGAGAAAAAGAUUUACAUGUGUGUUUAUACUUUAUAAACCCUAACAUGCAAGUAAAGAUAAUGUGAGAAGAAGGGAAACUGAGAGAAGAGAAAAAGACAUACAUGUGUGUUUAUAUUUUAUAAACCCUAACAUGCAAGUAAAGAUAUUGUGAGAAGAAGGGAAAAUAAUAGAAGAGAAAAAGACGCAUACAUGUGUGUUUGUAACUUAUAAACCAUAACAUGUAAGCAAAGAUACUGAUUUGAUUAACAGUAAGUGAAUCGAUGCACUAACGUGCUGUAAUACAACUGAUGUGUGUUGAUUUACUAUGAAUGCCAAGACUUAUUAAACAGUAAUCUUCCACCCGAAGUUGUCGAUCAGGUUGUGUGAUUGUUUGACGUUUGAUAUAUAAAAGUGUACCUGUGUUUUACAAUGCAAAAAAACCAACCUUUGGAUGAAUGUGCAUUUGAAAUUGAUCAAUCCAUAAGUAUUUUCAUGGUGUGUAAAUGUUCCAUUCUAUAUCUUGAGUGUAUACUUACCUACUUUGUAUUUAUACAGCAGUUAAGUUAGACAUCGAACCAGUUUUAAUCUGUUUUUAGUAGUUUAGUGUCUGUAUUAAAAUAUCUGUAAAGUUUCCCUAGUACACGACUUUCCUCAGAACUAGAGAUGGUGAGUGAAGUGUUCACUCGAUAGAAAAAGACAUUUCACUAAAACCGCCAUGACUUGGAUUUUACGAGAGCAAAAGAAAAGAUGUCCGGACCAUAACAGCGAAGAAGAAAAAAAAAAAGAAGCUUCAAUCACAUGACCGGAACAGGAAGCAGAAAAAGAUUUUGAGCCAUCCCAUUAGCUGUUAGGAUAAUCCGACCUGGGUUAAAAACCUACAAAACUUGAAGACAAGACUCCAGUUCUUGAUAACGACCAGCAUUCUGUUAAAUAUACGGUCAACAACACACACAGUCCCAGUGGCAGUGAUCGAUUUAUAUAUUCUUAUUAUUGGUAAAUCACAUGUACAUACCAUUAUUCCAAAUACAAAAACUCUUGAUUUGAAGAUGUAACUGCUAUAUUAUAAUUACAUUUUACCAGCCUUUAAACCACCAAUGGCAAACACCAUGUAUACUAACAUACAAAAGGAGUGUUUUAAAUUAUUUUUAGCAUAUAUGUAUAUGUAUGAAGGGUCCACGGGAAUAACCUGUCAUGUCACAUUUUUAGUAAGGUGGUAUUUUUAAAUUUUAACAUUUACAACUCUGCAAUCGUGGAAUAUUUAUGCCUAAGAAAGCAUAAUUUACCAACUACUUUUAAUGACCUACCAUAAUUAUAGAUUUUUAAUACUGACCAUCUGUUUUGGCUUAUCUCAUGGAUGUAACGUUGGACUUGAAACCGAGAAUGAAAAGAAGAUAUGGACAUUGAAGUAACUUCAAGUCUUAGUGUCUGAGGAAAGUCAUGCAUUCAAAACGGUAUCUCUAUAUAAAUCUGUUGUACGAUAUAACUCUACUCUGUACAUUAGUGUAGAUGAUGGUGAAUUUAAUAUUGGCAGUAUAUUUGAGUGCAUUGAAGCAGUUUUCUUUACAUAGCUGUAUUUUCCACAAUUGUCGCUCAAAGACAUCUUGUAUAUAUAUACACACACACAGAUACUCAUUUCAUAGACUGCAGUUGGUUGGUAUUUCUUUUCCCAUCUUUUUAAUUUCUUGACAUACCGGUUUGAGGAUUCAGUUGCAGAGUUUUGUUGCCACUGGUUAUCUUUCCUCAACAAGACUUCUGAAUUUGUUGCCAUUAUAAGAUAUUUCUGAAUAACAGAGACGGUAUAAUGACAUAUAAAAUAUAUAGACAAUAACUUACGAGUUACGAUUAUCUGUCCUGAGUGAAAUUAAUGUUGUCAAUCGCGAGCUUUAGCGAGUGACUGACAACAUAAAUUUCACGAGGGACAGAUUAUCUGUAAUUCCGAGUAUCCAGUGGGUCAUUGUAUUUAUUACCCAUAGUAUAAAUAGUUUAGAAACUUAAACUUUAAACUUCUUACAUGACACAAACUAUAUAAUAUACAAGACGUGAAAGUCUGAGGAAACUGAUCACGUCACAAAAGAAAAGCAACGAGAGACUUGACAGUCAAGGAAACUGAUGGCGUCACCAAACUAGCGUCAUGACGUCAGCGGGGAAAGAUAGCUUCUAUCUUUCCCUAGAGAAAGAUAGAAAAUAUAUUCACCCGCAUCUCACUGUCCAUAUGUGUAAUACAUUUUUUAAAAUGUCAAUGUCUGUACAUCCUUUGUGUUUCUGGUCGUGCUAAUGUUUAUGCUAACUUAAACGUAAUUAUAUUUCCUAAUACAUAGUUUUUAAUUAGGUACAAAGUUUACUUUUAGGGCAACUACAAACAUUAGGAUAACCAAAAACAGUGUAUGUACAGACACUGAUAUUCUAAACAAGAAAAUGUAUUCAUUAUGUAAUUUUAGACAUAAAAAAGUUCUGUUAGAAACAUUUCAAAAUGGCAGAAAACUAAGUAUAUUGUCUUUAACCUUAUUUUAUUUAUCUUUUGCCUUUGUUUAAUUUUUUUUAACUUAAAAUUGUAAUUUAUUGUUGUCUGUUUUUAUUUGUCUUAUGUACAAGCAUAAAAUUGCUAUUUUUGAAAUCCAGUGUUGAAGAGUUUUUGUAAAAAUGUUUUUAUACAGUUUGAGGUGAUUGCUAUACUGGUUGUCAUAGCAGAAGUCAUGUAAUAAAUUCUGUAACACGUGAACAAAGAAAAUAAAUAUGCAAAUAAA